CGGAUGCGGCUAGGGACUAGGGACUGGGUGUUGCUAAGCCUGGAUGCCUCCGGUAAAGCCGCCGGCCUGCAGGCGGGGUACAGCCCCGCAGCGAGCAGGUGCGCCCCUCCAGCUCUGCCUCCCAAUCAGCCGCAUCAGAAAGGCUGCGUGACUUGGCACAUUCCCGGGGUGGAGCGCCGGGGGUGGAGCAGGACGGUAAAUAUAAGGCCUCCCCACUUCCUGCCACAGUUGCCCGCCGCCGCCGCCAUGCCGUCUUACACCAUCGUCUACUUCCCGGCCCGAGGACGCUGUGAGGCCAUGCGCAUGCUGCUGGCUGACCAGGGCCAGAGCUGGAAGGAGGAGGUGGUGACCAAGGAGACCUGGCUCCAGGGCCCACUCAAGGCCACCUGCCUGUAUGGGCAGCUCCCCAAGUUCCAGGACGGAGACCUCACCCUGUACCAGUCCAAUGCCAUCCUGCGCCACCUGGGCCGCUCCUUGGGGCUCUAUGGCAAAGACCUGCGGGAGGCGGCGCUGCUGGACAUGGUGAAUGACGGCGUGGAGGACCUCCGCAGGCUGUGCGGUCACCUCAUCCGCCACAACCACGAAGAGGACAAGGCCCGGUAUGUGGAGGAGCUGCCGGGGCACCUGAGGCCUUUUGAGACCCUGCUGUCCCAGAACCAGGGCGGCCAGGCCUUCAUCGUGGGCAGCCAGAUCUCCUUUGCCGACUACAACCUGCUGGACCUUCUGCUGAGCCACCAGGUCCUGGUCCCCAGCUGCCUGGACGCCUUCCCCCUGCUCUCGGCCUACGUGGCCCGCCUCAGCGCCCGGCCCAAACUCAAGGCCUUCCUGGCCUCCCCCGAGCACGUGAACCGCCCCAUCUUUGGAAGCCGCAAGAUAUGAACCCCCUCAGCCUCCCCCCCCGCCCCCGCCCCCAGUGAGGGGCUGCCCUUGGGACCAAUAAACACAGUGAGAAGAGA
Messenger RNA from Phacochoerus africanus (Common warthog), 956 nucleotides. RefSeq names its product glutathione S-transferase P-like. Gene Ontology annotation, molecular function: glutathione transferase activity. Gene Ontology annotation, biological process: glutathione metabolic process. The transcript has 7 exons. Bases 4 to 879 code for a protein of 291 amino acids. Gene Ontology annotation, cellular component: cytosol. The record is from RefSeq and is a predicted model, not a curated record. Lineage: Eukaryota; Metazoa; Chordata; Mammalia; Artiodactyla; Suidae.